GACCAAGUAAAUGUUGAUUACAUUGAAGACGCGCGGGAAGAUAACUAUGAGAUUACAAAAAUAUGCCUUGCUGAUAUUUUAUCGACAAUCGAACAAGAUCAAAUUAUUGAAAUUUGGAGAGUAGUCAUUUCUUGUGGAUCUAAAAAUAACUAUGUUGUAUUGUUGGCAAAAUGGCAUAUAGGACUUAUCGCAGCACGUUGGUAUAAAGACAAUUUCACUGAUAUUUGGCAACAACCUCCAAUCACUAUAUGCGCAAAUUCAGACCAAGUCCAAGGCCAAGGUGGUGUUGAAUAUCCGAUGUACAAAUUUGAUUACAUAAAACAAGUCCGAAGCGCUGAAGUUUACAGUGAAGCAUUGAAAGAAGUUAAUAAUACACGACAGAAGUAUGAUAUAAUGACAGAUGAUAUUGAAUGCAAUAUUAAGAAUCCUGUUAUUAGCACAUGA
Racocetra fulgida is the source of this 444-nucleotide messenger RNA. NCBI's taxonomy places the organism in Eukaryota, Fungi, Glomeromycota, Glomeromycetes, Diversisporales, Gigasporaceae. The record is from the annotation of a GenBank genome assembly.